Messenger RNA from Fusarium pseudograminearum CS3096, 990 nucleotides. RefSeq lists its product as uncharacterized. The record is from RefSeq and is a predicted model, not a curated record. NCBI's taxonomy places the organism in Eukaryota, Fungi, Ascomycota, Sordariomycetes, Hypocreales, Nectriaceae. The transcript has 3 exons. Bases 1 to 990 code for a protein of 329 amino acids.
AUGGUAAACCCGCCACCCAAGAAGACUGGCAAAGCACGUCCAGUUGCUGGUCCCCAUCGUCCCCCAGCCGGCCGUCCUGCUCAAAAUCCCGUCCAAAGACCUCCCGGUUACCAACAAGUUGCCGCACCAAGACCGGUUGCCGGUCGUCCUGUCGUCGGCAGGCAGCCUGUGCCCAGUCAGGGAAUGCAAAUGGCACAAAUGAGGCGACCGCAACAGCAAGCAGAAUCCGGAGGUCCAAAACCUGCCCAUGCGAUAAAGCCAGGACCGCCCAAAGGACAUACUUCGAGACCUCAACACGUUCAGCACGUCCAACAUAUUCAACAUGUCCAUCAUCAACCAGUCCAGCAGGCUGGACGCGCACCAGCGCCACAUCCGGCCGGGGGCCAUGCUCACAACAGCGGAAGCUCCUCAAACAUGAAAUAUGUCGCCGGUGGUGUUGUGGGAGGCGCAGCUCUCGGGUUAGGGGCAACUACCAUAUACAACCAGAUGAACAGCUCAACCAACGUUGUCAACCAGGAGCACAACAGUUACUCGUCUGAGAACAACAACUGGCAGUACGACAACUACGAGCAAGAUAACCGUUAUGUCGAUAACAGUAACUACUAUGACAACGGUGACUACUACGACAACCAUCCAUCUGAUGAUGAUGGCAACUAUGAUAACAACUACGACCCGAAUGCUAGGUAUGAGAGUGAUGGAAAUGACGAUCAAUACGAUGGCCACUAUACCCAAACACCAGCUCAAGACGUUUCGAUGGGCAACAACGGAGGCGAGGAAGAGGGCUGCUGCGGUGACUGUGGAUGUAAUGACUGUUGCGAGUGUGGAAACUGUUAUAAUGUCUGGGGUUUGGUAAUGACUUAUAUCAUUUUUGUUUACGAAGAGAACCUUCAACUAUCAAUUCUUCUGAUAUCCUAUGGAGAUGACAUGCAGAAUAACGCAUAUAAUACCAUUGUGGAGGGUAACAUAUACAAAACAAUUUACUGGAAAUAA